Molecule: messenger RNA, 2411 nt
Organism: Dunckerocampus dactyliophorus (ringed pipefish)
Lineage: Eukaryota; Metazoa; Chordata; Actinopteri; Syngnathiformes; Syngnathidae
Gene: rflna
Product: refilin A
Exons: 4
Coding region: 286-951 (221 amino acids)
Biological process (GO): negative regulation of bone mineralization involved in bone maturation; actin filament bundle organization; skeletal system morphogenesis
Cellular component (GO): actin filament bundle
Molecular function (GO): filamin binding
Source: RefSeq, a predicted model, not a curated record
GUGCGUCAGACGCACGUCCACUUGAACGUUGUUGUGCAGAGCUGUGUGACGUUGACUUUGUUCAACCACAGUAUAAAACUUUUGCUCUGCCAGCAUUGGAAACUUAAUUUGUGCAACCCUGGAUGAGGAUUUUUUCAACGGCAAUAUUUGCAGAAGCCAUCUGGAAGAAAUUGGCCCAGGAGUGUUUUAAUUUCGACGCAAAAGUUUCGACGAGAGAGAGAAAAAGGUCCUUUACAGUGCGACUUUUGUUGUUUGCGCUUUUUCUACUCUGCAAUCGUCCCAGAAAUGGUGGGACACCUCCACUUACAAGCGAUGGAUGAAAGUCUCAAAGGAAAGAACCGGGAAGGGCUGCUUGACAGUCCGGAUUCGGGGCUGCCACCCAGCCCCAGUCCGCCCUUCUGCUCCCUGUCUCCGGCUCUCAUUGAGUCACGCUCCGGCAGCUGCACGACGCCUGUGGAGAACCAGCAGGCAGCCUGGAAGAAGGACUGCAGCAGGGAGGGAAAACUGCUGCCUUAUCUGCUGCUCAACAACACAGGCACGGACCCCAGGACUCGCAUGUACCCUGUCUUCUAUGGCGAGAGCAUCGAGGUCGACCCCAAACCAGAGCAGGAAGUCAAGUGCACCUCAGCGGUGCGGUACGACUCUGACAAGCAUUACAGAGACCACGUCUACUGCGUGUCCGUCCCCACGGCCAUGUCCUACAGCGAGACUGUGGUGGCGGUGCCCAACUGCACCUGGAGGAGCUACAAGUCCCAAGUGUACCUGGAGCCGAGGCAAAAGGCCAUCAGCUACCAGAGUACCACCAUUGUGUACCCCAAAAACGCCAAGAACAUUUACCGCACCACGCUCUCUUACAAAACUACGACCGCGCGCCGCUGGUUCGUCUCCAGAGUCCAGUUGGAGUCCAGUGAGGAUUCUAGUCCCUGUAUCAUCUACACAGAGGACCUGUAGGCCACCCUCCGUGCCUUUUUUUUUUUUUUUUUUUUACAACCGGGAGGUCUAAAAACUGUUUUUUUUCUUCUCACUCUGGAGGAAACCUUUUAUUUUAACAUUUGGAACUUUCUACUGAUGCAGUCUUUAAAAGGGAGUUGCUGCACUGCAUUGGCAAAUGUCUUAUUUAAUGACACACAUGCUCACCUUGCUUCUACGCACCUGCAGGUUGGAUGGACGUCAGUGAAGAGAAUGAGUGAAUGAAAAAAGCUGGGGAUUUUUUUUAACAAUUCCUGCUGGUGCAUACUGAUCCUACAACUAAUACAUCUUUCUUGCACUCCUCUUGGUGUGUGUGUGUGUGUGUGUGCGCGCGUGUGCGAAUAGUGAAUAGUUUGGACCAAAGUUCUAACAGUCGUGAGACCUUUUUCUCACAGUAAACUCCACAGAGCAACUAGACUUGUAAUAUUAGUGGUAAUAACAAGCGGUGGUUUACAGAAGCAUGUUUCUUUCUGAUCCCCAGGGGGCAUUGUUGUAACUCUUAAAGGUCAUAAUUGCGUUUAAUCACACACUGAAUCCGAGAAUGUCCUCCUUGCAAAUUUGGAGUAAAAUGAAAAAGAUGUUACAGAACUGAAAAGCGAAGAAUCUGGAUUGUUUGCUGUUAAUGAGUGUAAUAGUUGGGAUGGAAUUUAAAAUGUACAUAUUUGAUUUCAGCCCUGGUCUGUUGGUUUUGUUGCGCGAAAUAAGCCAUGAGGUAGUUAUCCGUGCAGUAUGGUAAAAAAGAAAGAGUACAGUAUGUUUUAAGUAUGGUCAAAGGGAAACGAUGAGCUGUGUGAAGCGUGAGGGAGCAGUUAUUGAUGGUCAGUGAAGUGUCCGUGGAGCGACGAGAGAAAAAGCUGUUUAGAGUUGUUAAAAAUGGUGUUUUGUUUCCCAACACUUGAUUUUUGUUACUGUAAAAUACUUUCCUGUUGUAUAUGUGGCAUCGAGGCACUUCAUAAUUGUCUUCUAUAUUUUUGUACGUCAGCCUUUGUUCCUGUUUUGAUCUAAUUUAAAGAUGUAUUCUAAUUGAAUAAAAAGGUUAAUAAUUCCCAAGUGUAUGUGGAUGUUAUUCCAUUGUGCUGUAAAAUGUAAUUUGGAAAUGCAAAUGGACAGAAUUUAUGGAUUCCUGAACACUGGAAGCCAUUAAAAUGGAUACUUAUUUUGAAGACAAGCUAAAAAUAGAGUAGAUCCCUGCAAUUUGCAGGGUUGACUAUCCGAGACCACCCGUGAACAGCAAGUGAGGCGCCCAUAAAUUUGUCUACUUCUGACACUGAUAAUGCCUGCUUUAUGCUGUUGUAUUGAUACGCCACCGUAUGGUAUGCUAGCUCGCGCAUCCCCCUCCAAACCUUGCUAGCUUGAGGUUGCUUUUUCUGAUUUUGGACUAACAUUUGCAGUAAAAAUGACUUGAGAUUAUUAGAUUCAGCUGUAAUAUGACACUAAUGAAA